UUCAGAUCAUAACAACCGUGUGAUACGAGAGUGAAGGAGCAACCAACAGCGUUUAGUAGCGGCGUUGACCGAGAUACAAUGGCCAACAUAAACUUUGCAGAGCGAGAAAACGCAGGUCUUCAUCCACUUAAUUUGAAGAUGCGUCAGCGCCUCCAGUCUGCUCCAGAGAGACUCUUAUCUCCUAUGAAUGCCAAAACCUUCCACACUCCUCUGGCAUUUGGUCGUAAGGCUUUUGGUGCUGUCAACAAAAAAAUCUCAACCCCUGUCGUCAACACACAAGAGAAGUUAAAGCCACAGGAAAUGAAAGUCAAACACGCUUCUCUGAUCAAAGUGGAGGAAUACCCAGAUAUUGAGAAGUUCAUCCCUUAUGACCCUCUAGAGUUUGAGAAGUACAGCGUACCUGAGGAUCUGAUUCCUCUCGGGGGCUUUGCUCUGCCUGGACUGGCCUGUUUCCCACCAGCUCCUCGUCUGUGUGAGGACGACCUGGAAAUGUUUGAGCCACUCUCAAACCAGUCUCCUGUAAAGAUGCCAAAAUGUUCAGAUCAUUACUCAGAGCUGGACGCCUUUCUGCAAACACUCGAUGAGCUGACUGUUGAACUUCCUCCAGAACCUUUUACCGACUGAAUGUUGAUGCAUGUUUUUUUUUUUUUUUUUGUUUUUUUAUUAUGACAUUUU
This is a messenger RNA of Anarrhichthys ocellatus (wolf-eel), 675 nucleotides long. RefSeq names its product PTTG1 regulator of sister chromatid separation, securin (gene pttg1). Gene Ontology annotation, cellular component: nucleus; cytoplasm. The record is from RefSeq and is a predicted model, not a curated record. Gene Ontology annotation, biological process: homologous chromosome segregation; chromosome organization. Lineage: Eukaryota; Metazoa; Chordata; Actinopteri; Perciformes; Anarhichadidae. The transcript has 6 exons. Bases 79 to 624 code for a protein of 181 amino acids.